AUGGCGGACGAUGUCGGUCCAAUCGACUCCAAAGCCUCCUUGCCCAGCCUCCCCCCCGCUGAGUCCUCGAAGCGCUCCUCGCUGGAUGGGGGGACUUUGUCCCCAGGAGCCCACCAACGAUCGCCGAUGGCCUCAGGUGAGUACAGCAGUGCACUGGCGAGCUUCGAGGGUGCGUUGGCCUCGGAAAACUCCGGCAGACAAAGCCCCGGCUACCAUUCUUCCAUGGAGAGCCCCAGCUUCCGGUCCAAGCGUGUCCAAGGCGGCAUCGGCAGCAACUUCAUUAAGGCCAAGCAGGUUGAUGAAAUGUCCAACCAUUCCAGCUAUGCUGGCAAGGUCCGCGCAUCUCUGGUGAAGUUUCUGCAAAGCACCCGCUUCGCGAACUUCAUGGCUUUGGUAGUGCUGGUCGAUGCGUCCUCCUUGAUCGUGGACAUCGACGCGAGAGCUGUGGGCGAAGUACCGCCUCGAGCUCUCAUGCUGAUGUCGGAUCUAUGCUUAGCUCUGUACACAGCAGAAUUGGUUAUGCAGGUGAUUUUUCGAGGUUGUCACAUUCUGAGUCACUGGCUGGUAGCGAUCGAUGCAAUGAUCAUCGGCUGCGGCUACGCAGAGCUGGUUCUGAACGCCCUCCUGACGAGUGAGACGCUGCAGACGAUCAGCUUCUUCAGCAUGCUCCGCGUGCUGCGACUGGCCCGAAUUCUGCGGCUGGUCCGGCUGCUGCGCAAGGCACCGCGCUUGCGGGAGCUGCAGAAGCUAGUCACCAUGAUGGCGACCUGCUUGAAAGCACUGGUGUGGUCCUUCGUCUUCUGCUUCGUGAUCAUGACCGUCUGGGCCAUGCUCCUCGUGGAGAUCGUGGGGCCUCUGAUCCAGACGCUCAUGGAAGACCCCGAGCACGAGCUCUGGGAUCGCUGCGGGGAGGAGUGCAAACUCUUGACGACCUCCGUUAUGCGGGCAAAUGUCCUGCUUUUCAAGACGGUCAUUGCAGGGGACAGUUGGGGAUUAAUCGCAGUCCCCGUGAUCAUGGAAUAUCCUGCGACGGCCAUCAUCUUCAUGGGCUCGCUGCUGACCUUGGUCUUUGGUGUGCUGAAUCUCAUCGUAGCCGUCGUUGUGGACACCUUUGCCGAAGCGCGCGAGCGGGAUGUCCUGAACCUGGCCGAAGAGAUGGA
Messenger RNA from Symbiodinium sp. CCMP2456, 1160 nucleotides. Lineage: Eukaryota; Dinophyceae; Suessiales; Symbiodiniaceae. The record is from the annotation of a GenBank genome assembly.